AUGCCUUCGUCGGCCACUCGCUCGAGGAGGAGAGAACGAACUAUGGGCCAGACGGCGAGAGCGGCACUGUUGUCAGUGCUGUCUACGUCAACACUCGUCACGGCGCAGUCGAGCUGUGUCUCGCUACAGGGCUCGACAACCUGUCCUGCCUUCCAAUCAUCCUCAGUUUCAACGACAGGCUUUGUCGCUGGCAUUUUCCCUUUCCUGCAGUUUGUCUCCAACCGGGACUCAUUUGACCAGCAGCUGCUGUCAUAUAUCAAGACAUCAUACGUACGGGAAAAAUAUCAAACAUUACUUGGUUGCAGCAACGUUAAUCUCACAAACCCGGAUGAACUGUAUGCUCGAUUCACGACUACAGUUAUUUGCAACGCCAUCGUCCAAAAUUCGAUAGACGCCUGCAACCUUACUGCAUCGAACUCUAAACCUGUUUGCGCCGACACAUGCGCCCAAUUUGCGCAGAGUGAAGCACUUCUUACUUCGGAUAGCAGUCUUUGUGGCAACCCGGGUAACAACCUCGUCAAUCAGAUCCGUGCCGACUUUACCAACUGCGCGCUUCCCGCCGAUUCUCUGUCUUCUUCUAACUGCAUCCAAGGCAUCAGCAAUGAGAGGGACAACUGUGGCUACGGCAACAGCACCGUGGGAUUAUGUUCCUACUGCGCAUCUGGCGGUAUUAACUCGACUGACACAUGCUGCUACAAUUCGAAUAUCGAUGAGCGAUGCAAAGGCGUUACACUCCCGUCCAUCUUUCCCACCAUGACUUUUGCCCCUCCGACUGCGACUGCGACCCCAUCCUCUACGAGCACUCCAGCCGCAGCUGCCGGCGGUUUGUCUGGCGGCGCCAUUGCCGGCAUCGUUAUCGGCAGUAUAGCCGGAGCACUAUUGCUUGCAGGACUCAUAUACGCUUGUAUCUUGCUCGCCAAGAGGAGGAGACACGGAAGCCAGAGCGGUAGUAUUUUCAACCAACCGUCUCCCUCUAGGCAAGGGCCAGCCACAGUCAAGAUUCCACCAUCACAAACCACCACCGGAUAUGAAGUACUGCCAGGAGGACGUAUUGCGCGCAUGUCGGCCUUGGAAAGCGCUUCGGAUCCAGCACCUCCAACGGGUCGCAGUCAUGCACCUCUCGCCGCCGCAGCUGCUGGCGGUGCAGCUUAUAUGGCAGGUAGAAGCAGGGGCGACGAUCCGUCCUCCUCUGAGUAUGGGGAUAGUCCUGAAUCAGGGAUUAGAGCUGGGGUCCUGCGACCCCCUCCCACUAAUAUUCGAAGAACGGGAUCUCUGUCUAGUAGUUCUGUACUUACUGGUGUCAACGAUCCUCAAUCACCGACCAGUGCUGGAAUGUCGUCUCCGCAGGGCAUGGCCAGCCAGCAGUCGGAGCAACUGCCAUUUUUCAAAGACUACUACUCUCAAGACGAUAUUCACCCUGGCGAUAGGGUCGCAACUCUCUGGGCUUACCAACCUCGCGCCCCGGAUGAGUUUUCUCUCGAGCGUGGCGAUAUGCUCAAGGUAGUUGGUAUAUGGGAUGAUGGCUGGGCGACUGGAAUUUUGAUGGGCGAACGAGUCGACGAAUGGGAAGCGCGACGAAAAGCACAGCGAGACAGCGGUGUCUCCAACACAUCUGUUCGACGCGACUCAUCACCGACCAGCGAUGAGAUCAAAGCAUUCCCUCUCGUGUGUGUCUGCUUGCCGGAGCACUGGAGGAAAACCAUUGAGGGCGACGUUUCGACCGAAGGCUCCAGCGCUCACCAAGCCCACUCAACACUCUCCUGA
Messenger RNA from Colletotrichum truncatum, 1764 nucleotides. Its product is annotated as SH3 domain-containing protein. Lineage: Eukaryota; Fungi; Ascomycota; Sordariomycetes; Glomerellales; Glomerellaceae. The record is from RefSeq and is a predicted model, not a curated record. Gene Ontology annotation, molecular function: protein binding.